AGAGGUUGGUUGUCAAUUUAAAUGGAAUAAUAAUGAGGUUAUAUCUCUUGCUCUUGCGGUAAUUCUUUUCAGCAUAAUCCUUAUCGAUUAGUUGUGACAUUCAGCCUUGUCUAAUUUUAGCGGCCAAGGGCAUUGAUCUCAUUCCCAUCGUCAAAACCCUCCUUGAUCUCUUAGAACUUGUUGCUAAAAUAUCAAAUCUCCCUUGCCAAAAUGAUUGCUAUAGGACUGGAAGGUAGUGCUAACAAAUUGGGCGUUGGUGUCAUAUCACAUCCCUCCAAAGGCAAACCAGCUAAAAUUCUUUCCAACAUUCGACAUACCUUUGUCUCGCCUCCAGGUGAAGGCUUUCUACCGAAAGAUACUGCGAAGCAUCAUCGAUCAUGGGUUGUAAAACUUGUGAAACAAGCUAUGGCACAAGCUGGAGUGAAGGUCUCCGAUAUCGACUGCAUAUGUUAUACAAAGGGCCCUGGCAUGGGUGCGCCUCUACAAAGUGUGGCCAUCGCAGCGCGAAUGCUUUCGCUGCUAUGGGGUAAAGAGUUGGUAGGGGUAAAUCAUUGUGUCGGACACAUAGAAAUGGGUCGAGAGAUUACUGGGGCACAGAAUCCGGUCGUUCUAUAUGUCAGUGGAGGAAAUACCCAAGUGAUUGCAUAUGCAGAACAACGCUAUCGGAUUUUCGGAGAAGCGCUAGAUAUUGCAGUUGGUAACUGUUUGGAUCGUUUUGCAAGGACCUUGGAGAUCAGUAACGACCCCGCGCCGGGAUACAAUAUUGAACAAUUAGCAAAGAAGGGAAAAGUGCUAUUAGAUUUGCCAUAUGCGGUAAAAGGAAUGGACUGCUCAUUUUCCGGAAUCUUAGCAAGCAUCGAUAUUCUCGCUGCGGAGCUGAAGGAGAAUCCAGAGCAAAAAGACCCUAUUACGGGAGAAGUUAUUACCACGGCAGAUUUAUGUUUCAGCCUGCAGGAAACUGUCUUCGCGAUGCUGGUAGAAAUCACAGAACGAGCUAUGGCUCAUGUAGGAAGCAACCAAGUCCUUAUCGUGGGAGGCGUAGGUUGUAAUGAGAGAUUACAAGAAAUGAUGGGAUUGAUGGCAAGGGAUAGGGCAGGAAGCGUCUUUGCAACUGAUGAACGCUUCUGCAUUGAUAAUGGUAUAAUGAUAGCACAGGCUGGACUUCUGGCGUACGAAACCGGUUUCAGGACUCCUUUAGAAGAGAGUACAUGUACUCAGAGGUUCAGAACGGAUCAAGUUUUCGUCAAAUGGAGGGAAUGAACAGUCCAUCAAGUCCUCAAAUAUUGUCACUCGAAGAGAUCUUGGCAUGGUGUUCAGCAGGCUUAAAGAGCGCCGAUCCUACUAUUAAAACCCAUCAUCGGAGUCAUCAUCUUCCUCAAUUAUGGUUUGCGCCAAUAACCCAUGUUCGUCCUUCUUUCUACCUCCAUCCU
Messenger RNA from Sclerotinia trifoliorum, 1430 nucleotides. NCBI's taxonomy places the organism in Eukaryota, Fungi, Ascomycota, Leotiomycetes, Helotiales, Sclerotiniaceae. The record is from the annotation of a GenBank genome assembly.